UAUAAUAAUACACGAAUUGUCGCCUGAUAAGUGCCUGUGUGUCCACGGUGUACUGCAAAAAUCAUGAUCCAUGUGUAAUGUCGAAGAAGUACUGUUGUUGAAAGUUUAUUAAAGGUCCCGGAAGAGAGAUCAAGCGCAGCCAGUAUGUUGACCAAGUUCGAAACCAAGUCGGCUCGCGUGAAAGGCCUGUCCUUUCAUUGCAAAAGGCCGUGGAUUCUAGCCAGUUUACACAAUGGAAUCAUUCAGUUAUGGGAUUACCGCAUGUGUGCUUUACUGGACAAAUUUGACGAGCACGAUGGACCCGUCAGAGGCAUAUGUUUCCACAAUCAACAACCGUUAUUUGUGUCUGGAGGAGAUGAUUAUAAAAUAAAGAUUUGGAAUUAUAAGUUACGUAGAUGUAUAUUCACUUUACUUGGUCAUUUAGAUUAUAUUAGAACUACACAGUUCCAUCAUGAAUACCCAUGGAUCUUGAGUGCAUCAGAUGAUCAAACAAUAAGAAUAUGGAAUUGGCAGAGCCGUACCUGCAUAGCAGUAUUAACUGGACAUAAUCACUAUGUUAUGUGUGCUCAGUUUCAUCCAUCUGAAGAUAUGAUAGUAUCUGCUUCGCUGGAUCAAACAGUCAGAGUUUGGGAUAUAUCAGGUCUGAGAAAAAAAAAUGUUGCUCCUGGUCCAAAUGGAUUGGAUGAGCAUCUUAAAAAUCCUGGUGCUACUGACUUAUUUGGACAGGCUGAUGCUGUUGUUAAACAUGUUCUUGAAGGUCAUGAUAGAGGAGUAAACUGGGCUACCUUCCAUCCAACCCUACCUCUUAUUGUUACUGGAGCUGAUGACAGACAAAUUAAAAUAUGGCGUAUGAAUGAUUCAAAGGCUUGGGAAAUAGAUACUUGCAGAGGGCAUUACAACAAUGUGUCUUGUGUCCUUUUUCACCAAAAACAAGAUCUUAUUUUAUCGAAUUCAGAAGACAAAAGCAUUCGAGUUUGGGACAUGACCAAACGAACUUGUCUUCAUACUUUUAGACGAGAACAUGAACGAUUUUGGGUGCUCACUGCUCAUCCCACUAUGAAUCUAUUUGCUGCUGGACACGAUUCAGGGAUGAUUAUUUUCAAACUUGAGCGAGAAAGACCUGCCUACACAGUCCACAAGAAUAUUUUGUAUUACAUCAAGGAACGCUACCUUCGCAAACUUGACUUUAAUACUUCGAAAGAUGUCUCUGUGAUGCCAAUCAAAGGAAAUAGUAGAACUCCUCCCCAUAGUAUUUCUUAUAAUCAAGCUGAACACUCUAUUCUGGUGUGCUUUAGAAAUGCAACUAAUCUGGAAAACAGCACUUAUGACUUGUAUACAUUGCCAAAAGAGGAUGAGCAUUCAGAAUCUGAUUCCAAACGAGCUUCAGGAAUGACUGCCAUAUGGGUUGCGAGAAAUAGAUUCGCUGUUCUCGACAGACAUAUGAGUACUCAAUCAGUAAGUAAAGACCGUGUCCUUGUGGCACGUACACGUACGGUACAAUUGAAAAAUUUGAAGAAUGAGACGCUGAAAAAAAUCUCGAUGCCCAACUGCGACGAGAUUUAUUAUUCCGGCACGGGCUUGCUGCUCGUCCAGGAUCACGAUAUCAUUUCCCAGUACGACAUUCAGCAGAAGAAGUACGUGGCCGACGUGAAGGUGUCGAAGUGCCGCUACGUCGUUUGGUCCCCGGACAUGGCCUACGUCGCUUUCCUCUCCAAACAUUCCAUGGUAGUAUGCAACAAGAAAUUAGAAACUAUCUACACGAUCCACGAGAACACCAGAAUCAAAUCGGCCGUCUGGACCGACGAUUACGUGCUAAUCUACACGACCAGCAACCACAUCAAGUACGCCAUCAUAAACGGCGAUUACGGCAUCAUCCGCACGCUCGAUCUGCCGAUUUACCUCACCAAGGUCAAAGGCGAGCAGGUCUACUGUCUGGAUCGCGAGUGCAAGCCGCGCAUCCUCAGGAUCGACCAGACCGAGUUCAAGUUCAAGCUGUCGCUCAUUCACAAGAAGUACGAGGACGUGCUACACAUGGUGCAGUCGGCGAAUCUCGUCGGUCAGUCCAUCAUCUCUUACCUGCAGCAGAAGGGCUUCCCCGAGGUCGCGCUGCACUUUGUCAAAGACGAAAAGACGAGAUUCAGCCUGGCGCUAGAGUGCGGUAAUAUUCAGAUCGCGCUCGAGGCCGCGCGCGUUCUGGACAGCACCGCCUGCUGGGAGCGCCUGUCGCAGGCCGCGCUGCAGCAGGGCAAUCAUCAGAUAGCCGAGAUGUGCUAUCAGAGAAUCAAGCAUUUCGAAAAGUUGGCCUUUUUAUACUUAAUCACGGGAAAUCUGGAUAAACUGAAGAAGAUGACUAAAAUUGCUGAAAUCCGUAAGGACGUUUCCGGGCAGUAUCAAGGAAGCGUCGUGUUAGGAGAUAUGGCAGAUGUUGUUAAAAUAUUGCAGAGUGCAGGCCAAAAGUGUCUUAGUCAAUCGGCAAGUGCAGCUUACAAAUGCGAUUCUGACGAGCAACCCGGUGAUGUUAUCGUGGCGCCCAACGCCACCUACCUACGCCCUCCAGUUCCAGUCUACUCGUUCGAAAACAACUGGCCACUGCUGACGGUAUCGAAAGGAUUCUUCGACAAUCCAAUCAAGACCAGCAAGCACGAUCAUCUGAACGCCGCUGCGCCAAAGGAUGAGAAUCUCAUUCAAGACGGCUGGCUCAGCGACGAGGAGGACGCCAACGCCGGCGACGAUAACGACGAGAAAAACAGCUCGAAAGGCAGCGAGAACGGCCCCGAAGCCGGCUGGGACGUCGGUGACCUCGACCUGCCGGCCGACACCGAGUUCGCCAUGCCCUCGGAGGAGUACUUCACUCCGCCGAUCGCUGGACGUCCGGUAUCCGCAGCUUUCUCCGGCUCCGGCUACCUGCACGAUCACGCCGCCGGUGGAGCGUACGAGACAGCGUUCAACAAGCUCUUCAAGGAUAUCAGCGUAGCUUCGUUCGGCAAAUUGAAGCCCACGGCUAUGCGUUUGUUCCUCAGCUCGAGAAUGAUGGCGCCGUUCAACGCCAACUGCGGCUCCCUGUAUUAUUAUCCCGCGCGUAAUUGGAAGGUGGACACCCUCACGAAAGCGCCGAUGCCCGCCUUCAUCUUGAAAGUGCCCCAAUUGUCGAAGAUUCUUCAAGUGGGUUACAAUUUGACGACCAGUGCUAAACUGGACGAAGCCGUGGAGAAGUUCCAAAAGAUUCUACAUACCAUUCCGUUCAUCAUUGUCGACACAAAAGCAGAAAUCGCCGAGAUCGAUCAGUUGAUCAAGAUUUGUAAGGAAUACACGGUGGGUUUAAAGGUAGAAAUCGAGAGAAGAAAUAUUUCCAAUAGCAAGGAACCCGAUAUCAAGAGGAUUUGUGAAUUGGCCGCAUAUUUCACCCACAGUGAAUUGCAACCGAUUCAUCAGAUCUUAUCGAUCAGAUGCGCCGUUAAUACCAUGUUCAAGUAUAAGUACUACAAAUCGGCCAAGCUGUUCGCGAGACGCCUCCUGGAAUUAGGACCAAGACCCGAGAUAGUGCAGAAAAUCAAGAAGAUCAUGCAGGCCUGCGACGCUAAUCCCACGGACGCGACGCCACUGGAAUACGACGAGUACAAUCCCUUCCAUACUUGUGCCGCUUCCUACAAGCCCAUCUACAAAGGCUCGCCGAUCGUGCAUUGCAACUACUGCGACGCGGCUUAUCAAAUGUCGUUCGCCGACGAGGUAUGCAGAGUUUGUGAUUUGGCUCUGAUAAAUCACAGAGAAAAUCAGCCCGCCGGCGGUAAAUCUUAGAAAACACCUGCAUGAAGUAUUUCUAUGAAAUUGUGAAUGCUCACAAAAAGAAAAUGUUUUAUUAUUUUCAUGUAAUCUUUAAAGCAUUAUAUGUUUCGUCAUUGAAUAUGUUUAUUAUUUAACUUAAUAUUUUUAAUAAAAUAAUUAUAUAACAAUGUA
Trichogramma pretiosum is the source of this 3954-nucleotide messenger RNA. RefSeq names its product coatomer subunit alpha (gene alphaCOP). Gene Ontology annotation, molecular function: protein binding; structural molecule activity. Gene Ontology annotation, cellular component: COPI vesicle coat. NCBI's taxonomy places the organism in Eukaryota, Metazoa, Arthropoda, Insecta, Hymenoptera, Trichogrammatidae. The record is from RefSeq and is a predicted model, not a curated record. Gene Ontology annotation, biological process: intra-Golgi vesicle-mediated transport; retrograde vesicle-mediated transport, Golgi to endoplasmic reticulum; endoplasmic reticulum to Golgi vesicle-mediated transport. The coding region runs from base 145 to 3795 and encodes 1216 amino acids. The transcript has 5 exons.